Messenger RNA from Orycteropus afer afer, 2546 nucleotides. Lineage: Eukaryota; Metazoa; Chordata; Mammalia; Tubulidentata; Orycteropodidae. The record is from RefSeq and is a predicted model, not a curated record.
GUCACGGAGCGCUUAAGAGGAAGGUCCGGCGGGGCGGUGGAGCCCCAGUGGCAGAGGCUGUGAAACUUGGGGGAGUGUGCGGAGACUGCGGGAGCGCACGCGGGUCCAGACUGCGUCUCAAGACGGGCGCCGGUCCCGGGUAGGAGGAGCAGGAGCCAGCCGGAGAUGCCCUGUAUCCAAGCCCAAUAUGGGACACCAGCGCCAAGCCCAGGAGCCCGUGACCAUCUGGCAAGCGACCCCCUGACCCCUGAGCUCAACAAGCCCACCAUGGACUUGGCCACCCCUGAGACAGUCCCUGCUGCCCCCACUGCCUUGCCCAGCUUCAGCACCUUCAUGGACGGCUACACUGGAGAGUUUGACACCUUCCUCUACCAGCUGCCAGGAACAGCCCAGCCGUGCUCCUCAGCCUCCUCCUCAGCCUCUUCCACAUCCUCAUCUUCAGCCACCUCCCCUGCCUCUACUUCCUUCAAGUUCGAGGACUUCCAGGUGUAUGGCUGCUACCCAGGCACUCUGAGCGGCCCAUUGGACGAGACCUUGUCCUCUAGCGGCUCUGACUACUACGGCAGUCCCUGCUCAGUCCCAUCACCGUCCACGCCCAGCUUCCAGCAACCCCAGCUCUCUCCCUGGGAUGGCUCAUUUGCCCAUUUCUCACCCAGCCAGACUUACGAAGGCCUGCGGGCAUGGACAGAGCAGCUGCCCAAGGCCUCUGGGCCCCCCCAGCCCCCAGCCUUCUUCUCUUUCGGUGUCCCCACUGGCCCCAGCCCCAGCCUUGCCCAAAGCCCCCUGAAGCUGUUCCCCUCACAGGCCACCCACCAGCUGGUGGAAGGUGAGAGCUAUUCCAUGCCAACAGCUUUCCCAGGCCUGGCGCCCACCUCCCCACACCUUGACAGCUCGAGGUUGCUGGAUGUACCUGUGACCUCGGCCAAAGCCCUGAGUGGGGCUCCCAGUGGAAGUGAGGGCCGCUGUGCCGUGUGUGGGGACAACGCUUCAUGCCAGCAUUAUGGCGUCCGUACUUGUGAGGGCUGCAAGGGCUUCUUCAAGCGCACAGUGCAGAAAAACGCCAAGUACAUCUGCCUAGCCAACAAGGACUGCCCUGUGGACAAGAGGAGGCGAAAUCGCUGCCAGUUCUGCCGCUUCCAGAAAUGCCUGGCUGUGGGCAUGGUGAAGGAAGUUGUCCGGACAGACAGUCUGAAGGGGCGACGGGGCCGGCUCCCUUCAAAACCUAAGCAGCCCCCAGAUGCCUCCCCUGCCAACCUCCUCACUUCCCUGGUCCGGGCACAUCUGGACUCAGGGCCCAGCACUACCAGACUGGACUAUUCCAAGUUCCAGGAGUUGCUGUUGCCCCGUUUUGGGAAGGAAGAUGCUGGGGAUGUGCAGCAGUUCUACGAUCUGCUCUCGGGUUCCCUGGAGGUUAUCCGCAAAUGGGCCGACAAGAUCCCUGGCUUUGCUGAGCUGUCACCCAGUGACCAGGACCUGCUGCUGGAGUCGGCCUUUCUGGAGCUCUUCAUCCUCCGCCUGGCCUACCGGUCCAAGCCUGGUGAGGGGAAGCUCAUCUUCUGCUCAGGCCUGGUGCUACAUCGGCUGCAGUGUGCCCGUGGCUUUGGCGACUGGAUUGACAACAUCCUAGCCUUCUCACGGUCCCUCCACAGCUUGGUUGUCGAUGUCCCUGCCUUUGCCUGCUUGUCAGCUCUCGUCCUCAUCACCGACCGGCACGGGCUGCAGGAGCCACGGCGGGUGGAGGAGCUGCAGAACCGCAUUGCCAGUUGCCUGAAGGAGCACAUCUCGUCUGUGGCGGGUGAGCCCCAGCCGGCCAGCUGCCUGUCCCGCCUGCUGGGCAAGCUGCCUGAGCUGCGGACCCUGUGCACACAGGGCUUGCAGCGCAUCUUCUACCUCAAGCUGGAGGACUUGGUGCCCCCUCCACCCAUCGUUGACAAGAUCUUUAUGGACACGCUGCCCUUCUGACCCCAGCCUGGGAAUAUCCGUGCACAUGUGUGUGUGCACUCGUAUACCACCCCACGUGCCUUUAGCCCAUGGCCCACGAACCCUAGAGCAUUGCCUGCCCCUCAGCUGGGUUUGAGCUGCAGACUGACUGAUCUCCUCAUUUGCUCUAGGAUGUCGGCAGGAAGCUCAAGCCCUGGGGGAGGAGAGUGCAUUCAUGGGAGUGACCCCCGCACUAUUUGUCUUACCCCCCCAAACCCCUGGCCUUCAUGUUUUUAUAAGAUAAACCGUUUUUAACACACACUGCCAUGCUGUAAAUAAGCUGAAUGCUGCUGUAAAUACAGGAAGGAAGAAGUUGAGGUGGGAGUGGGGGUUGGGAAGAAGAGAUAAGGGCCCCCCACCAGCCUGGGCUAGUCUUUUCCAGCCUCCUUGUGUUUGCUCUCUCUUCCCACCCUCCUUCCACGUGUACAUAACUGUCACUGUAGGAGGAAGACAAAUGACAGAUUCUGACAUUUAUAUUUGUGUAUUUUCCUGGAUUUAUAGUAUGUGACUUUUCUGAUUAAUAUAUUUAAUAUAUUGAAUAAAAAAUAGACAUGUAGCUGAAACUG